AUGGGAAAUAAGCCCAAAAAGGAUAAGUUGGGCGCCGUCUCUAAGGGCGCCCCUAUGAAGCACAAUGAACGGCUAAUUUGCCCGGCUUCCCGAGGGAUAUGGUACUCAGGGGAACUAAACUUUGCCUUGGAAUAUGGUUACAAGGUUCAUAAGGCUGAUUACCAUGGGUAUCGAGUUCCAGAGAGGCCCCAGGCUAAGCUCUUAAUGAACUCCUUGUAUGGCCGAUUAGGUAUGAAGGACAUAUUUAACCAAUCCGCGAUAGUAGAAGAUAUCACCGCUAUUUCUAUUCACCAUUCUAUCUCAAUGAAUCUUAAGUUUGAGUCGGGGGUGGGUUAUGGUAUGCACACUAACGUGAGUAUUGCAGCUGCGAUUACUGCUAACGCGAGGCUAAUCAAGGGUCGAUUGAAAGAUAUCGUAGCUUACAGAAUCUCUAGUAACAGAAUACCUUUUGAUUUAAAGUAUGUUAAUGCGGAGAUGGGUAACCUUAAAUCUUCAAGAUUCUUCAUUGCCCCUGGCUUAUCCUAUAUAGAGGAGGAAGGAAAAGACCCCACCAUUAGAAUAGAGGGUAUGGUAAACGGUUAA
This is a messenger RNA of Dentiscutata heterogama, 582 nucleotides long. Lineage: Eukaryota; Fungi; Glomeromycota; Glomeromycetes; Diversisporales; Gigasporaceae. The record is from the annotation of a GenBank genome assembly.